This is a messenger RNA of Xyrauchen texanus (razorback sucker), 4641 nucleotides long. Its product is annotated as TOM1-like protein 2. Bases 30 to 1607 code for a protein of 525 amino acids. The record is from RefSeq and is a predicted model, not a curated record. Gene Ontology annotation, molecular function: phosphatidylinositol binding; clathrin binding; ubiquitin binding. Gene Ontology annotation, biological process: signal transduction. NCBI's taxonomy places the organism in Eukaryota, Metazoa, Chordata, Actinopteri, Cypriniformes, Catostomidae. Gene Ontology annotation, cellular component: endosome; membrane. The transcript is spliced from 15 exons.
GACUGUUUGUCGUUGGGUAUGUUGUCAAGAUGGAGUUCUUGCUGGGAAAUCCUUACAGUACUCCAGUGGGACAGUGUAUUGAAAGGGCCACAGAUGGCUCCCUACAAAGUGAAGACUGGACUUUAAAUAUGGAGAUAUGUGAUAUAAUCAGUGAUACAGAAGAUGGGCCUAAGGAUGCCAUUAGAGCAGUGAAGAAGAGACUUAAUGGGAAUAAGAACUACAGGGAGGUGAUGCUUACACUGACGGUUCUUGAGACGUGUGUAAAGAACUGUGGGUAUCGGUUCCACUCACUCGUUACCACCCGGGACUUCAUCGAUGGUGUUCUGGUGAAAAUCAUAUCUCCUAAAAACAAUCCACCGGCCAUAGUGCAGGACAAAGUGUUAGCUCUGAUACAGGCUUGGGCAGAUGGCUUCAGGAGUAGUCCAGAUUUGACAGGAGUAGUCCACGUCUAUGAAGAAAUGAAGAGGAAGGGUAUAGAGUUUCCUCGAUCUGACUUGGAGACCUUGUCCCCCAUCCACACACCACAACUGCAACAAACUGCUCCAGAGAUGGACCAGCCGAAAUACAAUCCCCCAGCCCAACCCAAGCCACAGCCUCACUCUGGCUCCGUUCCUCCCGUCUCUGCCCCUGUUACCCACACUUCUCCACAGGUGCCCAUUCUACAAAUCUCUGGACCCAUCAACCCUUCCCCUGAACAGAUUUGUAAGCUGCGCAGUGAGUUGGACAUAGUCCGUGGGAACACUAAGGUGAUGUCGGAAAUGUUGACUGAGAUGGUACCCGGUCAAGAGGAUCCAUCCGAUCAUGAGCUUAUACAGGAGUUGAACAGAACAUGCAGGGCAAUGCAGCAGAGGAUAGUUGAGCUCAUCUCACGUGUGUCCAAUGAGGAAGUCACAGAGGAGCUCUUGCACGUUAACGAUGACCUCAACAACAUCUUCUUGCGAUAUGAGAGAUAUGAGAGGUUCCGAUCUGGCCGAUCAUCUCAAGGCUUUAACAAUGGGGUCCUUAACGAGGCUUCAGAAGAUAACCUGAUUGACCUGGGACCGGGGUCUCCAGCGGUGGUCUGCCCCAGGAACAGCGCUACUCCUCCGUCUAGCCUGCCUCCCUCCGUGGCUCCAAUUCACUCUGCCUCUCCAGUCACACUCUCCUCCAGACUGGCUGUUUUGGAUGUCGGUUCAGACAGUGUGAGUGGAACCUUGAGCUCUCUGACCAGCUGUCAACCUCAAGAUGACUUUGACAUGUUUGCCCAGACCAGGACUGGCACCAUUCCUGACCAGAGGAAGAGUGCACCAUUCGAGGACACAAAGGCUUCAAGUGGAAUGGCCCCGACUUUGGACAUCAGACAACAAAACACUGGGGCAGCUCUUGACCAGUCCUCUGUCAUGGAUGACAUUGAGGAGUGGCUCAGUACUGAUGUGAAAGGAGAUGAAGGAGAGGAGGGCGUGACAAGUGAAGAGUUUGACAAGUUUUUAGAGGAGAGGGCCAAAGCAGUGGAGAUUGUGCCCACACUGCCAGUGCCCCCUAGUGACGACCUUUCAGCUGCUGCAGGUGCUUCCACAAGUGCAAGUAAAAAGGCGGGCAGAUCCGAGGACGCACUCUUUGCUAUGUAGAUAAGUGUCAGUUCCUUUGGGGUGGCCCACCACACUACCCCUGUGUGUGUGUGUGUGUGUGUGUGUGUGUGUGUGUGUGUGUGUGUGUGUGUGUGUGUGUGUGUGUGUGUGUAUUCGGCCAGCCGAUUUGUAGAUACAUCAGCCUCUCCCUCUUUCUCUCCGGCUUCCUGCUUUUCCAGCACAAAUCAACACUAGCAUGGCUGCCUCUUGUACCCACUGAAGUAAUCGGAACCAUUUCAUGAUGCUAUCCAUAAAAAGAUACAUUUUCAUGCACUAGUUUUCAUUCUGUUUGAAAGUGGUGUACCAGAUCCACCCAUAACUUCUAAAUAUGUACUGUUCCCUGUGGGUUUGAGAGGUUGGUGUCUAUUUUUUUAAUGAAUAUUUGUGGUACAAAGCAAGGAAAUUCAUGAUGAAGUCUACAGCAGGUCGAGUCAUGUCUAGCUUUGUGUUCUCUGUGGUCCUGCAUGCAACAUCCUAUCUGUCUUUCCUCUUAAAAGGGAAAAAUUUUUUUUUUUUUUUUUUUUAGCAACUUGGGGUUUUAUUUCAAAUGUAGCAUUGUUUUUUGCUAAUUGGUUUUCUCCAUUUUAAUGAGUAAUUAAAGGGAUAGUUCACCCAAAAAUGAAAAUCCUCAUCAUUUACUUAAAUAUUUUUAUUACAUCUACUCUAAAUAUUUUUAGAAGAAUAUCUCAGCUCUUUUGGUCUAUAAAUUGCAAUUGAAUAGUGACCAAAACUCCAAAAGCUCCAAAGAGCAGAUAAAGUCAGCAUAAAAGUAAUUCAUAAGACUCAGAAGGAGUUAUAUUUUUGGUGUCUUUUAUGCUGACUUUAUCUCCUUUUUGGGGCUUUUGGAGUUCUGGUCACCAUUCGCUUGCAUUGUAUGAACCUACAGCGCUGAGAUAUUCUUCUAAAAAUCUUUGUUUGUGUUUUACAGAAAAAGAAAUUAAUAUAUUAUAUCUAGGAAUGAAUGAGGGUAAGUAAAUGAUGAGAGAAUUUUACAGGUGAACUAACCGUUUAACCAAACAAUGAAAAAUCUGUCAUGAUUUAUUCACCCUCAUGUUGUUCCAAACUCAUAUGACUUUCUUUCCUUAGUAGAAUACAGGAGAUAAUUUAAUAAUAAUUGAACCCAUUCCUGUUGGCUGAAUUCAUUAUUUGGCAUUUGACAGUAGCUCACAUUAAUGCUUAAUUUGGGUUUGGAACAACAUGACGGUGCAAAUUUUAAUUUUUGGGUGAAAUAUUCCUUCAGAGGCAAAAUGUCAACUACUCAUUGGCCACACCAUAUGAAUUUAAAUUUUUUUUUUUUAUUUAUAAUUUUAAUUUUUGGGUGAAAUAUUCCUUCAAAGGCAAAAUGUCAACUACUCAUAGGCCACACCAUAUGAGGAAAUUAUUUAUUUCACUGGAAACUUUUAAAUGCUAUUUUUUACUUUGCAAAGUCAUUGCAUAUUAGAAAGGAUUUAUAGGAACAACAAAAAAGUAUUUCAAUUUAAUAUACACUGAAAAUAUUAGCCUUUUGGCUGUGUUAAAGCUUUUGUUCAAAUACAAUUUUUUUUCUCUAGUUCAUUUAAAUACUGCCUAUUAUAAGACUGAAAACAAGUGGAAUUUACAGAGUGCUGAUGGUGACAGCUUAAAUUGGAUUUUACAUUUCACAACUACAGCAGAUAUUGUGUUAAGCUUAGUAUUGUUGCUAUUAGGGAAUGCCUUUAAGAACAGAAUGUAGGUAGUACUCUUGUUUGGUCAUCAAAGAUUUGAACUUUAGUCAGUUGAAUGUGCUCAUAUAAUACCUAUAGUUUGAGUGCUGUGUCUCACUGUUGUGUACAUACAGUUUUGACGGACCAAAUAUUUAACCUAAAACAAUAAAUAGAGCAUUAAGUCUGAUGGCUUUUAGUGUCCAGAGGAGUUGUAGUUACAUUGUAUGAUUAGCAGAGAUUUCAUAUAGGCUAUUAUAUUAUUAUUAUUAUUAUUAAUAUAGAUAUUAUUAUAAUAAGGUUCUGGACUUAUUAACACUAAAAUAUUGUGGGUACCAUCUAUUUCUAUUAAUAAGAUACGUAAGGGACACAAUUGGUGGACACAAUUUACCGAUUGACAAGUGUCUCAAGACACCUAUAACUCCCCCUACAUAUUCAUUUGUACACUACGUUUAGUGUAAAAUAGACAAAUAUUUUACUACACAUGGAUGCUAACUAUCAAUUUUAAAUGCUGUUUUUAAUAUUUAUGACACUAUUGCUGAAAUGUGUCAUCUUGAUAAGGAUUAGAAUGUGUAACUUUGUGGAUAUGGAAUUAUUUAUAUUCAUUCCAGAUUAUUCAGCAAAAUGUGGAAUUUCAUCUAUCAUUGCGGCACUACAGUUUUAUUUCAGUUGUAAUGGCUUUGGCUGUAAAAGUGUCUCAGAAAUGUACAGUUUGAGAAUGUAGAACAACUUUAUUUUGAUGAGUCUUUUAUUUCAAUAUUCAGUAAAGGUUGCUAUAUAUUAGAAUCAAGUGGCCUGGAAAGAUCAGAUUCUCAGUCAUAGGUUUUGAGUUUCCACACUCUUUGUUGAAUAUCAUUUUCAAUGCAGCUGGAGUGAAAAUAUCUCACUGACUUAAAAGGAAUCGGACACAUAUUAUCCCCAGCAUUUGUUAAUUUGUUAUGCCAACGUCUUUGGUAGAGCACCCCUUUUUGUACUGAGAGCAUUUCUUUAUAAGAAUGGCACCUUUCUUCUCUUUGAUGUGUUUGAAGUUGUGUGUGUCUUUGUAUAUGUGUGAACAGCUCCUGAUUUCCUGACAUCUGCUGCAGAAACCAUGUUUAUUCUGUAUUUACUAAGGGAAGAGUUGGAGAGAAUCAAGCUUUCCAAAAUGCAGCAUUUUUAUAAAGGGACUGAGUGUGUGAGGGGCUGGCAUAAGCUGUACUCUCUUAACCAGUGAUCAUUGCUGUGGUUGAUCUUGGUUUUGCAGAUUAUCCUGAUGUUGGUCUGUGUGCUUACAUGUUGUUAUACCUCAAGUUGCUCUCUGUACCGUUUAAUUCAUGCAUGUGUUGAACUCCAAUAAAAUAAUACCAAGUUGGUAA